Messenger RNA from Fusarium subglutinans, 3309 nucleotides. Its product is annotated as ubiquitin ligase e3 C. Gene Ontology annotation, molecular function: protein binding; ubiquitin protein ligase activity. Gene Ontology annotation, biological process: ubiquitin-dependent protein catabolic process; protein polyubiquitination. Lineage: Eukaryota; Fungi; Ascomycota; Sordariomycetes; Hypocreales; Nectriaceae. The transcript has 4 exons. The record is from RefSeq and is a predicted model, not a curated record. The coding region runs from base 1 to 3309 and encodes 1102 amino acids.
AUGUUCUCGACAUUUACGGGCAACUCGAGGCGCCCCCGAAACGUCAACCUGAGCGGCGCCACCGGGAAUCCCUUCACCAAUACUUCGUGGUCACCAUCAGCUGUCUCGAACACAACAAAGACCGUUUCAAACGCACAGGCCGAGCGUGAGAAACGACAAGCUGAUCGGGAAAAACUAAAGGCAGCCGGCAAGAUACAGAGAAUAUGGAGAGGCUACAAAACAAGAGCCGAGCUGAAGGAGUCUCAGAGGAGCGCCUUUGAUGCUCUGUAUAAAUCAGGGUCUGGUCAGAAUCCUCCUGAGAGGCUUCCUAAAGCAUUCGGACUGCUUCUAUCUUUCUUCAGCCUGCGACGAGAUGACGACAUACAGCGAGCUAUUUGUUAUGCACAUGAUACCGAGUCUGUGGACCUCGAAGCAGUUGCUCCUUCAAAUGCCUUGGACAGGUCUUUAUCAAUAGGAGAUCUUUCUGGCGAUACCCAUCUUCUUUUUAAACUCGUUCUUCGCAUCGUUACGAAGAACCCCGAUUUACUCGUUCCCGUAAUCAACAGUUACUAUACAGUAGUCGCAAAGCUAUGGACAUCACAAGUUUAUCGUGCAUAUGCCUUCUCUUUCUUGGCCAAGAAUAAUCUGUACUUCUUUGAAGAAAACAUCUCCAGCUUAUCCAACACGGUCAGAAUUUCUGAUCUUGCAAAGGCGAUAGCCACAGAGCUGUCCUCUCGAUCGAGCGAGAAAAACUCUGAGGAUGCUCAACUCUGGCAGCUCGCCCACUUCAUCGAUUUGAGUCGCUUUAACGCCAACAAUCGCAGCGGCUCGGGUGUUUUGGAAACGCUUUACGCUCAAUUAUCUGGCCUGUCUUCUACCAUCAGUGUCCGGUUGUUGGCAAAGUCAACAGAUAACGACGAGAAUAGCUCUGACGAACCUCUGGUGCCAUCACUAGACCCUUAUAUUACUGCUAGACUCAUGUCCCUAGUGGAUAGCAAUGGCAUUUCGCAAACGUUACACGAAUUCUCAACCAACCUGGCAGGAUCCUCUUCGCAAGAGUAUCAAAGUACGAGCCUUUUGGCUGGGUAUAUCUUGACCCUGCUCCGAUGCUUCCCUACAAACAGCGACGACAUACGCAUGCGCCUCUUCCUUGAGGAAAUUCCUACGAUCUCUGGUGAUAUCCCAACGAUAAAAUUUCUCUGGCACAUUAUGAGCGAAACGGCGGUCUUCGAGAAGUUGAGGACUGAGUCAGAGCCCCCGCUCAACGUCCUCCGCAGGUAUCUGGGUGUUACAUCAGAGAUUUCGAACUCCCUAGAAGAGGAACAGGACUGGCGAAUCGCCCUCUUGUUCCUUGAGCUGUACAUCUUCAUUCUUCGUUUGAGCGAUGACGAGGAUUUUUUCAGUGGUAUUGACCCACGGAUCAUGGAGCAAAACCAAUCAAUAUCGCGCAUUCGAUCUUGCAGCCUGUCUCUGGAGGACGUCAAAAUGCUGACGAGCUUUCUGAAGAAUACUGCAUUUGUUCUUCACUACAGAGCCCAAGACCUCUCCAAAACUGCUGAUAGCCUCGAGGCAGCCUCCAGAUAUCGUUUUGAUACCUACCUUGGUUCUGGACAACCUUCAGCAAUGAUACCAGAGGAACCUUCAUCCCCCACAAAGAGUCCGACAAGGCUUGAUAUCGACAGCCUACGAAACAUUAUCACAACAGCUAUGAAGAUGCUGUAUGAAAGAGAUUCGAGGAAGCAAUUCUUACCCACAGAUCAUUGGCUCAUGACCUCAAAACUCGACCAGUCAGACUUUGUCAGUGCUGUGAUUGCAGAGGAAAAGCGACAGAUCGAUGAAGACUCUGAUGCCAGCGAUGAAGGCAGUGAAAAUGAGGAUGGUCCAGGUCUUUACUCCACCAUUGUUGGCCAGCGACUGUCACGACAUGCGAGACUCGAGAAACUCAAGGCUCAGCAGAUUCGAAGUCAAAGAGAGCGCAAGUUAGCAGAGAUGAAGCCCAAGCUGGAGAUUCUAAAACACAUGCCGUUUGCAGUUCCUUUCGAAACCCGUGUUCAGAUCUUUCGUCACUUUAUCCAACUAGAUCGACUGCAACGAGGGGAAGGCAGCCAGGCAUUUUUCGCCGGUCCGUUUGCGAAGCAUCAUGCACAGAUUUCACGUAAGAGUCUCUUUGACGAUGCAUAUAAGCAAUUCUACGAGAUAGGAGACGAUCUGAAGGGCCCUAUCCAGAUCACAUUUGUUGAUCAGUUCGGCGCCGCCGAGGCCGGUAUCGAUGGAGGAGGUGUUACCAAAGAGUUCCUUAUCAGCGUAGCGACAGAAGCGUUCAGUGCUGAAGGUGGUAGAGGCAUGUUCACUUCGAACGAAAAGGGACUUCUGUACCCUGAUCCUACAGCUCUCGACGUUAUUCGGGAAGAAUUGCGCCAUGCCGGAAUGACAGAAGCCGACAGCACAUUCCGAGAUAUGAUAUCAGAUUUACUCAGGCGAUAUGAAUUUCUUGGCAGGAUCGUGGGCAAAUGCAUGUAUGAGGGCAUUCUCGUUGACCUGGCUUUUGCUGGCUUUUUCCUCCUCAAAUGGACAUCGACAGGGCCCAACGAUGAGAAUACUUACAAAGGUAGCGUGAAUGAUCUUCGAGACAUGGAUGAAGAUCUCUACAGAGGCAUGCUGCGACUCAAGAACUACCCUGGGGAUGUUUCUGAACUGGGAAUCGACUUCACCAUCGAGGACCAGGUUUCAGACCCUAAAGACCCAGUGAAGACCGUCACCAGAAAGCUUAUAGCCAAUGGCGAUCAGAUCCACGUUACGAACGACAACCGCCUCUUGUACAUUUCGUAUGUCGCUCGGCACCGUUUGGUUGUUCAGCCAGCACCACAGACCUCGGCCUUCUUGCGCGGUUUGAGGUCUAUUAUCCGCCCGUCGUGGCUGUCUAUGUUUAACCAGUCGGAGCUGCAGCGCCUUGUCGGCGGCGACUCAUCCGAGAUCGAUAUCGAAGAUCUCCGGAAACAUACCAUCUACGGCGGUUUAUACCAAAUUGGCGAUGACGGUGAAGAGCAUGAAACAAUCAAGUUGUUCUGGAAAGUCAUGCACAGCUUCACAGAUGAUCAACGCCGUGCCGUUGUCAAAUAUGUCAGCUCAACGCCCCGGGCCCCUUUGUUGGGCUUCUCACAACUGAAACCAUUGUUCAGUAUUCGGGAUGGGGGGACAGACGAGGAGAGACUGCCCAGUACUAGCACAUGUGUUAACCUACUCAAACUACCGAGAUAUACGUCAGAGGCGACGCUUCGCGAGAAGUUACUUUAUGCUAUACAGUCAGGGGCAGGUUUCGACCUAAGUUAA